Messenger RNA from Paraglomus occultum, 732 nucleotides. The record is from the annotation of a GenBank genome assembly. Lineage: Eukaryota; Fungi; Glomeromycota; Glomeromycetes; Paraglomerales; Paraglomeraceae.
CCUGAACCCGGCAGUUCUCUACGUUCGAAAUUAGUAGAAGUCUGUGGUCCGCAGUACGCAAAUUCUCGCACAUGCUGCGACUCGGAUCAACUUGAUGAUUUAGCUGCUAAUAUAAAACAAGUUGAAGCUCUUAUUUCCUCGUGUCCUGCUUGUUGGCAUAAUUUUCUUGAAUUCUUUUGCACGUUCACUUGUUCUCCAGAUCAAUCUCUCUUUGUGAACGUCACAUCAACCGGAACGUCUCAGAAUAACCAAACUAUUGUUACACGCGUGGAUUUCUUUGUUGACAAGGAGUACGGAAAGGGAUUCUAUGACUCUUGCAAAGAUAUCAAAUUUGCCGCUACGAAUGGAUAUGUCAUGGAUUUCAUUGGUGGUGGUGCCAAAGAUUAUCAUGAAAUGCUGGUUUAUCUGGGAACUGAGCGGCCAGUUGGAUCUCCGUUUCAGAUUGACUUUCCUUUAGAAGAUACGAGCGGAGCCUUUCACCCGCUGAAUAUUGCGGCUAAACAGUGUAAUGCCACAGAUACUGAUGAUAGAUGUUCAUGUGUAGAUUGCCAGUCAGUAUGUCCGUUGCUAGAUCCAACUCCGGAAGAGAAGCCACGUUGCACUAUUGGCUUCAUUUCGUGCUGGUCUUUUGCCUUGCUGCUUGUUUACGGAGGUCUUAUUUUGGGACUUGCAUUUGCUAUAUUCAUUAAGCGACUAUUUGACGAAAAAAGAGAUAGAGCAGGAUUCGAACCG